AUGGCUACUCAAAGGAUCAGAAAUUACGUCCAAACCAACAUUCUACACGUUGACCGUGCGGCCCAAGAACAGGAGAAGCGCAUCUUGCGGAAGAUUGCCCAUGAUACCAUUGACGACACGUUCUUUGAGGAGGACCCGAGCGUCGCAGAAUGGUUCCGAGAUCUCGUGCCUACAGUGUCAGGCGUAGCGGACUACUUUCACAACCUGUUCCCGUCUGCAUCAUGGAUACGUCGAUACAAUUUACACUGGCUACUCGGGGACGCCAUUGCAGGCGUCACCGUGGGCUUGGUAGUGGUUCCCCAAGCUAUGGCCUAUGCUUCGCUCGCUCGGUUAAGCCCGGCUUACGGCCUGUACACAACCUUUACAGGCGCUUGCCUGUAUUGGAUAUUCGGGACCUCCAAAGAUAUCGUCAUCGGCGCAACUGCUGUAGGGUCGUUGCUCAUCGGCCAAGUAGUUAGCAAGAUUGAAGAAGAAAGACCAGGAGUCUACAACGCCCAGGAAAUCGCCCACGCAAUAUGCUUUCUUUGCGGUUUAGUUCUGCUACUGCUUGGAUUUCUACGCCUAGGAUGGAUUAUCGAGUUCAUUCCGUACCCUCCGAUCAAUGCAUUUGUCACAGCAGCUAGCAUCACGAUCAUCUCGACACAGCUGCCCACCUGUCUAGGAAUCAAGGGUAUCAAUACACGCGAGGCGCCCUACCAAGUAUACAUCAAUACCUUGAAAGCACUACCAGAUGCGCAGCUGGAUGCUGCCAUCGGGGUUAGCUCCAUCGUGCUGUUAUUUACCAUUCAGAACUUCUGCUCGAAAAUGGAGAUUCGACAACCCACGAAGAAGCGGAUGUGGGGUAUGAUCUCAUCAUUACGCCUGACUUUCACGGUACUCCUGUACACCUUCAUCAGUUGGCUCGUGCACCGGACGAUAUCCGAAGGCCAUGAGAAAUUUCGUAUCGUUGGUCACAUCGAAAAAGGCUUCUCUCAUGCCAGUGUCCCGGUCAUGAACACCGAACUCUUCGGUCUUGUCGCCAAAGAGCUACCCGCUAUCAUUAUCAUCCUUAUCGUCGAGCAUAUCGCGAUCGCUAAAAACUUUGGUCGUCAAUAUGGGUAUACCGUCAUUCCGUCCCAAGAGAUUCUAGCACAAGGGUUUGCCAACCUCCUGAGUCCCUUUGUGGGUGGCUAUGUCUGUACUGGAUCUUUUGGUGCGUCGGCCGUGCUAACGAAAGCUGGAGUGAAGACACCACUUGCAGGGCUUUUCAGUGCGAUGGUCCUCGUUCUGGCGCUUUAUGCCCUCACAGCUGUCUUUUACUUCAUUCCCAACGCCGCACUAGCCGGCUUGAUUAUCCAUGCUACAUGGAAUUUAGUUACGCCCCCGUACAAGCUGUACAAAUUCUGGCAAUACUCGCCGUUUGAGUUCGUCAUAUGGGUCAUCGGGGUAGUACUCGCCAUCUUCACUGAUCUCGAAACAUCAAUCUAUGUGGGCAUAGCGUUGUCCUUCGCCCUGCUCCUGAUCCGCAUGGCGCGUACACAAGGGACGUCGCAAGGCCAAGCAAGAGUCACACGGAUGGUGCGGCAUUGCGAAAAACCGACUACCACUGUCGAACGCCCCCUACCUAAACCCUCUAAUUCACCCAUCACCCCAGAGCAGCCAAUGCGGAGCGUCUUUCUGCCCACACACAGUCGAAACGCCCACAACCCGCGCAUCAAAAUCGAGCCAGUUCACGCAGGUGUCUUCAUCUACCGCUUCGCCGAAUCCUUCAACUACAUCAACCAAGCCCACCACGUCGACUACCUCCUCUCACACAUUUACGCGCACACCCGUCGCACCGUCGAUGACGACGGGAUUCCCAUGAAAGACCGCCUGUGGAGCGAUGCGCCCCCGCCAACGCGCAAGACGGACGACGAUGCCGCGCAGAAGCCGGUGCUUCGCGCCGUGGUGCUGGACUUUUCUACUGUCAAUGUCAUUGACGUGACGAGCGUACAGGGGCUGAUUGACAUGCGGGUUACGCUGGAUCGGUAUGCGGCGCCGAACGAGGUGGAGUGGCACUUUGCGGGAGUGAUGAAUCGUUGGACGAGGCGGGCGUUGGCAACGGCGGGAUUUGGGCGACCGUCUGUAAGAGACGCGGCGGCGCCGGCUGGAUGGUGUCCCGCGUAUACGAUGUCGACUUCGUCAUCGAACGAAGGUGAGGAAAAGCGUGUCAGGGACAGCGAGCGCAUGGCCUUUGUAGAAAGGGAGGCUUCUGAGAAGAGUUCGGCCGAGUUGCAUCCUGAUGAGGCAGGCAUCGUUACGACUGCGGAUACGAAGAGGCAAAUGGACGCUGUGUAUGGGGUUGAUAGGCCGUUCUUCCAUGUGGACCUCACAGAUGCGGUGGAUGCCGCGGUAAGAGAUGCACAACGGUGCGAGGAGCUAGAAGCCGCCCGCCGGACGGAGCAUGUCGACUUAGCAUUUCAUGGUGAGGUGUAA
This is a messenger RNA of Paraphaeosphaeria sporulosa, 2454 nucleotides long. RefSeq names its product sulfate permease-like protein. Bases 1 to 2454 code for a protein of 817 amino acids. The transcript is spliced from 4 exons. Gene Ontology annotation, biological process: transmembrane transport. Gene Ontology annotation, molecular function: sulfate transmembrane transporter activity. Gene Ontology annotation, cellular component: membrane. The record is from RefSeq and is a predicted model, not a curated record. NCBI's taxonomy places the organism in Eukaryota, Fungi, Ascomycota, Dothideomycetes, Pleosporales, Didymosphaeriaceae.